AUGAGUAUCCGUCACCACAUCCCUGCCAAUGCGUCCACCCCAAAAGCGUCCACUGCUCAAAUCGAGUCGUAUUUAACGAUGUGCAUGGGAUUGUUCGACGUGACGAGAGAGGAAGUCAUCGCAGGAGCGGUCCAAAUGUGUGGCUCGCUUGAUGUUGCUGCACUCGCCGCAGAAGCUGAGAUAGAGCGCGGUAGGGCAGAUAUCAUGCGGGCAAUCCCAGAUGGCAUAGAGAACGCAAAAUGUGUGGUGAUGGGUCGUAAACCGAGGCCAGGAGAGGACGUCAAGUUUGUUUGCCUGAAUGACAAUUUGUCUAUCCGAGUUUGGGACGGCGAUUUAGCCGACAUGCGAUCCUUCGCGCUCGACUUUGUGGGCGGUCAAGGGCGUUAUAUUUCCACACCUAAUGGCAUCAACUUGAUUUACACAGUCUCGUCUACUUUCAGAGGACCGGAACGUGUCCUGUCACUUGAGCAGUGUAUGGAGGGCGAGGGUAGAGAGCGGCAGGCAGAGAUGGAGCGUUACGCAAUCUAUUCGCCUUUUAAUCCCCCCGGUCACAAUGGCAUCUAUGACAAGAACUGGGAAACAUAUAUUAUUCCAGAGGGCAUCGAGCUCCGCAUCAUGCAAGAUGGCCAUGCUGAUCGUUUUCUCCCGAUACCGGUGCGACCCCAUCCUCCGACUGACGACGUCUUGCAACUUCAGCCUUGGCAGCAGUGGCAGCCAGCCGGGACUCGAAAUUGGGGGGAAUUGAAGGGAAUCGUCACCAGCUCAAACACUCCCUUCGGGUUUCAAAAUUUGUCGAUCUCUUAA
Molecule: messenger RNA, 804 nt
Organism: Laccaria bicolor S238N-H82
Lineage: Eukaryota; Fungi; Basidiomycota; Agaricomycetes; Agaricales; Hydnangiaceae
Exons: 3
Coding region: 1-804 (267 amino acids)
Source: RefSeq, a predicted model, not a curated record